Molecule: messenger RNA, 4673 nt
Organism: Mustela erminea (ermine)
Lineage: Eukaryota; Metazoa; Chordata; Mammalia; Carnivora; Mustelidae
Gene: DUSP23
Product: dual specificity phosphatase 23
Exons: 2
Coding region: 117-569 (150 amino acids)
Biological process (GO): protein dephosphorylation; cilium assembly
Molecular function (GO): protein tyrosine/serine/threonine phosphatase activity
Source: RefSeq, a predicted model, not a curated record
GUCGCCCGACGGGGCGCCGAGCCCACGUGUCUCAGGGCGCAGGCGCGGGUAGGAGGCGCGGGGCCGAGGCGCGCGGGACGCGAGGGGGCGGCGCGCCGGCGUGUCCUGCCGCGGCCAUGGGCGCGCAGCCGCCGAACUUCUCGUGGGUGCUCCCGGGCCGGCUGGCGGGGCUGGCGCUGCCGCGGCUCCCCGCGCACUACCAGUUCCUGCUGGACCAGGGCGUGCGGCACCUGGUGUCCCUGACGGAGCGCGGGCCCCCGCACGGCGACAGCUGCCCCGGCCUCACGCUGCACCGGCUGCGCAUCCCGGACUUCUGCCCGCCGGCCCCCGAGCAGAUCGACAGCUUCGUGCGCAUCGUGGACGAGGCCAGCGCGCGCGGCGAGGCCGUGGGGGUGCACUGCGCGCUGGGCUUCGGCCGCACCGGCACCAUGCUUGCCUGCUACCUGGUGAAGGAGCGGGGUCUGGCCGCGGGGGAUGCCAUCGCUGAAAUCCGGCGCCUCCGACCUGGCUCCAUCGAGACCUACGAGCAGGAGAAAGCCGUCUUCCAGUUCUACCAGCGGACUAAGUGAAGGGCCUCAGCUCCAGUCUGCGCCCCAGGCCCUGACCCCCGUGUUCAGGGGUCGGAGACGCGGACAGGCCCUUGAAGCGCUCAGCCCUGCCGCUCCGGCUGGCCAGGGAGACUGGGAGACUGCGCAGCUGUUCCCUGCAGGCAGGUCCUGACCAAAGAGACAGGGGCAGCUGCACUGGGGGACGGAGGGCUCCCUCCGCUGCUUCCCUGAAUAAAUAAGUUCUGAGAACCAGCCCACAGUGCAGGACACCUGCAGCUUGCCGAGCCUCCCGGAGCCCUGCCACCUGGGGAUGCCAUCAGGGCCCUCCCUGUCCUGUGGGGGAGGCAGCUAAGCCUCCAGCCCAAGGCCACGCUUCUGGAAAGCGGAAGGGUGGGCAGGCCCUCUGCCUCUGAAAGGUGCUGAGACUCUGUUCUCUGAUGAUCUCUGUUGUGUCUCCAGGGGAGCUGACCAAUGAAAAGGGCACAAAUUCCCAGCAGCCCCAGGUCUCUGAUGCCCACAGACCAGGAGAGCCCCUGCGGAUACAACCCCCCCACCGAAGUCAAGGCCCCUCUACCCCCUUGUGUGGCAUCUGUUAGCCCUCUCGAGACCGAGAAGGCCUGGUGCUCACAGGUAACCUCCGUCUCCAGCUCCCAAGGGCUGGGUGCCCCCCACCAGCUGUGGGCUGCUCCACUCCCGAGCGAGCAGCGGCCGAUUAUGCCGCCCCACACCUCACACUGAGUGAGGCUGGAACUGAGCUAGCCGGGGUGCUUGUGCCGAGAGGAUAUUUGGUGGCUGAAUGAAGACACUGAGGGCCACAACUCGUGGCUGUGGCUCAGCUGUUACCUUCACUCCCAGCUGGGCCCCAUCCUAGCAGCCCUGGCACCACGCUUUGGGCUUUGAGAGACAGGAUGGGUGGGGCAGACCAGCUGGACAGACUCUCUUCGCUGUGACCUCGGCCUGCUCCAUGACAGGCGGGCUGGACAAGGUAGAAAUGCAUCAGGAACCGCGGACCGAGUGCCCAACUGCGUGCCCCGGGCUUCAUUAGGUGCGGAGGCUUCCCCGUCCAGCACGAUGACUCACAGCCUCCUGGAGGAGAUGGCGCACACCAGGUCCAGCCUCAGACGGUGGCACUGUGAGAGACGUGCCUCCCAGAGGCAGGGGAGACAGAGUGGGAGGAGGCCAGGGUCCCCCCAAGGCCCCCAUCCUGGGUCGCCUAGGCCAGAGGCAGGUCUAAGGCACCUGCUCCUGAUGGAUCUCUCUCCUUUGCACCAUUGCCCGUCCAGCUCAGCGCCCGUCCAACACACACAGUAUCGUAUCAGCCAGAGUCUCACCCUAUGUCUCUGGGAGGGGGAGGCAGGCUGUAAGAUGCCUCCACCUUUCUUCCGAGGUGUGUCAGAGCUAGGGACUCAGUUGGCCAUCCUAUUCCCUCCGUCCCCACCCAGCCCAGCCAGGUCGGGGGGUGUGGGGAGCCCCCAAUUCCAGGCACACAGGCUGCCACAGAGACGUGGGAAGCUGCACAGAGAUGUACUGCACAGAGAGGUACUGAAGUCCCCCCCACCCUACCUACGGCUUCCCAGAAGCCUCCCACAGCCCCUUCCAAAGGGGAGCAUGCAUGUGUGUGUGUGUGUGUGUGUGUGUGCGCGUGCAAGUGAAGGCAGGAAGCAUGCGGACGGCCCACUUCCUGGAUGCCUUCCAGCCGCCUACCAGGAUGGAAACCAGAAGCCGGAGGCUUGACGCUGCACCCAGAGUUCCCUCAGCUCUGCUCUUGCCCCAGCAGGUGGGACAACCAGUCCUCGCACUCAGUGCCCUCCCGAGCUCCCGAGCUCCGUCCGCCCCACAUCUCUGCACUGCAGGAGAGGAACCUGCCCUUCUCUUCCUCCCAAGGCUCCUUCAAAGGAGACAGAACAUUUUUCUAACCCCAUUAGAGGCCUGUGUGCAGCCUCCGUCCCCAUAAUUUAAGCAGAUCUCCGCUGCCUCAAGAGUUCCUCCGGGAAAUAAACAUAUAAUUAUGUGCUUAAGGAAAUCGGUUUUAAAUAAGUAAGAGUUGACUGGAAAUGGAAAACUCUGCCCUUCUCCUUCAUCUACCUCGGGAGGUGAGCCUGAGGCUGCUUCUGGGUUCAUCCCCACCCCCAAAUGUUUCACCUGCUCCCACCUCCUCUCCCGUCCAUGGCCAGCACGAGGCUUCCAGGCUGGCCGUGACCCUUCCCCAUUCUGCCUUCACCGAGGUGAUGGGUGUGAGGAACGAUCCACGUCCACGGACAGAGGACAGAGGACCUUCACGCCGCCUCGCACCAGGGUCUGUUAGCCUCAGCGCUGCUGAUCUCUGGGGCUGGAGACCUCCUUGUUGUGGGCUCUCCUCUGCGCUGUGUGGUGUCAGCAACAUCCCUGACCUCUGCUCACUAGAUACCUGUAGCAUGUCGCCACCCCCGCAAAAAAAAAAAGAAGUGACAGCAAGAAUGUGCUCGGACCUUGACAGACGUCCUCCAGGAGGACAGAAUUGGUCCCAGCUGAGAACCACCACAGUAGAGCAACAAGCACCAGGUGCCACCAUAAGCUCUCGUUUCCCAUGGGAACAUGCUUGGGAAUUUCUCCCUCGGAUGUGGGGGAGAAAGGACCAAACAGCAUCAAACACUCACCUUCCUGAGCGGUGCCCAGUUCCCAGCUCCGGGCCCACCCCUCCCACUGGGUGGCUUUCCAGGAUGGCGACAGACACCAUUACCUCUUGACAUUUGGAAGGGUUUAUUUUCCAUGAGCGCCUGGGGGGCACAGCUGCAGUGACACAGACUCACACCCCCGUGUCUUCAAAGUUCCAUUCAUGUUUGUUGUCUGCAAUGUGACUUGAGUUCCCUGCCGGGAGGGAAGACGUCCUUCUGUGUCAUUCGGGCGCUGCAGCCGUCACCUCCUUGGUUCCUCUCCCAGAGAAGUGUCCUGAUGCGGAAGCAACUGGCAUCAGGACAGGAGGGGCACCGGCCGCUCUGAGACCCUUCGUCCCGGGCCUGGUCCUUCUGCCUCCACUUGAUCCAACCGUGCACACACACACAGGUUCUUCUGCUCUGUGGCCCCAGGUUCUGUAGCUGGCCCCCAGGCAUGCGUCCCCAGCACACAGCCUCCUGCUGCGGAGAUCAGCCUGCAUCGUGGCCACCACCCCUCAGACCUCCCUUGGAGCUCAGCCUCCUCAGCACCCUAUUGCCAUCCCAAACACAUAGAGACCUGACCCGCGGGGCGGCUCCUCCCCAUCCUCCCCCAGGGGAAGGAAACCCACUCCUCCUGCACGGCGCCCCUGCCCGCCCCCCAAGACCCCUCCAGAUCUUCCCAGGGAUGAGCAUGUCACGGGGGCCGGGAUCUGAUCCAAAUCAUCAACCAUCUCCCAGAAUGAACUGCACUCAUUUGCCAAGCCUCCAGUCCAACCUUCUGCCGACUGUGUCGCGUUCUUUCCAAGAAGGAAACCGAGUUGGUCUCACAGGAUCGUUUUGUCACAGAACAACACCAGUUACCACUAAUGUGUUUCACCCUUGUUCAUGACUGUACUUUGUUUACCUAGACGGUUACAAUCGUCGUGUUUAUGAAGCCCCACCACAGGGCAGGUGUUUUUAUGUACAUCAUCACAUCGUGUCAUUUUAUCCUUACAACCACUCUGCAGAUCAGGUAUUUUUCCCUUUCCAGGGGUAAACUAAGGUGUAUGGAACUGGCUGACUUUGCCCAGUGCCUCACACUUGCAGUGAAAGAGCCGGGAUCACAUCCAGAUGUCCCUCCCGCCAGGACCUCCCCCGGCUCCGGUGACACGGGGCAAUCUGCCCUCCUAGUCAGAGCUUGGCAUCAAGGGCCAUCUGACCAACCCAGCCUCCGAUGGCUUCUAUCCCUACCCUCCUAGGAGCCCAGGGAGUAAACAUCGGACACCAGAGCCAACACAUGUGAGCUAUGGGCUGUGCCUGAAAACGCAGCCCGAGCAUUUAAGUCCAGAAUAGCGAAGCUGACUCAUCAGGUCACUUCGUCCCCUCCACAACUACAUAACUCAGAGCAGACGUCGUCCUCACCCAGCAUGACAAUCCGGAGGCACACAGCGAUGGCACUGAGCCUUUGCAAAUGUCUUCUUGUGUCUGAUGAUUUAUUAAAAACUCUAAUAUC